ACUGAAUGCAAGCAAUGAUUGCAGACAACAAUACGUGACGUAAUGUUAGGCAAAGAUUGUAAACAUUGAGUGAAAGCCAAACAAAAAUGUGAUUUCAAUUGAGUUAUGAUUUAAGCGAUUCAUUGCUUACGAUAUGAAUUCAAACACUAAUACAAAUCAAUACAAAUGUCAUAUCGUUUGGCAACAAAUCAUUGCAAUCGAUGUCAAGUAUAAUGUCUUCAGAAACCCUAAUAUCAAAAUACUGUAUAUUAAGCGAAGAAAUCAGAUCUUAAGGGAGAGAUCCAAACGUGAGUUGAAUUCAUACCGAAAACAAUACCUCAAACUCCGGUCACAACUCUUAAGCCAAAAAUAUGGCAUUUCUUGCGAUCAGUCUGGCCGCAAUCGAUACGUCCGAAGCAAUAGUAACAGCCGAUUGGCGUCCGAAGACUCAAUGGACUCGCGAUCGGGUCGUCCGCUUUGGUCAGCCAUACAAUCGGAUCCAUUCUAUGACCGAUUGAUACCAAACUACGGUCUGGAUCUGAGCCGUCAUAAUGUGGUGAACGCCUUCUCCGAGAACUACUCAUUUUCAGGAAUGCAUCACAUCUUCGAUCAGCACAAAGAAGCGGUCACUUCCAUCAGAUUCGCCAACGACGACAAGUCGCUGCUCUGUUGCUCAUCGAUGGACUCGACUCUAUCCAUAUGUCAAUUGACUCCAUCGCCGGCGACAAUACUCUAUGUGUUGAGAGGACAUAAGGCGGGUGUCGUCGACUUUGAGUGGUCGCUCUCUAACGACUUGAUAGUCAGCUGUUCGCUGGACUCGACCGUCAAGUUGUGGGGCGCGGCCUCUGGCUAUUGUCUUCGCACUAUAGACGACCCGUACGCGUGUCCAGUGAUGGCCUGUGUCUUCCAUCCCUAUAACAACAAUAUGGUAGUGGCGGCCAAUGCCAAGGGCUGUCUUCAGGUGCUCAACGUGUCAACUGGUAUAUACACGAAGAGAGUGGCCUUCGAUGGCGAUGAACACAAUUCAAUUCUGUGUCUGUGUUUUGACACUACGGGACACACCCUAUGGGUCGGCGAUUCAAAGGGUUUCAUCUCGUCGUUCAUAUUCGAGAUGAGAAGCUGUCGAUUGGUUUUAGUGAACAAAGUGAUAGUAGUGGCCGGUUGUGCCAUCACAUCCAUCUCCAACCGGUGUGUGUCAGGUCUGGUCAAUAGCGAGCCCCUGCUUCUGGUGAACAGCGCCUGCAAUGCUUUACUAUUAUUUAAAGUGAUUCCCAGAGAAGCGAAUCUUGAGAUUAUUCAGAGUUUUUCCAUUAAACACCAGAACAAGGAUUUAAUAAUUCGCAGCUCUUUUUGUCCGAUUAUCUCGAAUCGAGAGGGAGUUUGUGUUGUGACGGGUUGUGAAGACACGUGUGUCUACUUCUUUACUGUCGAGGAAAAUAAGUAUUGCAAAAGCAAAUGCGUUAACAAACUUCAGGGACAUUCGGCGCCCGUUCUGGACGUGUGUUUCAAUUAUGACGAAAGUCUGUUGGCUUCCAGUGAUAGCAAAGGAAAUGUUAUUAUUUGGAAACGAGAGUCAUAUUAA
Messenger RNA from Medioppia subpectinata, 1561 nucleotides. The record is from the annotation of a GenBank genome assembly. Lineage: Eukaryota; Metazoa; Arthropoda; Arachnida; Sarcoptiformes; Oppiidae.